ACAUCAUGGCCCGGCGCAGUGCAUUGUGGGCGGGGAGGAGAGAACGCCAUUUUCAUUGGGGCGCAGACAGAGGCGGAUACCGGGCACCGACAGCAGCAGCAGCAGAAGGAGGAUGAGCGCUGGAUUCCCGGCUGUUUGCUAGGAAGGCCUGGGGUUCCCGGCCUGCGUCACUGUGACAACUGGGUGCGGCUCCCUGAAAUCCUCUCGAUUCCAUCAUCAUCUUCAUUAUCUCUGGGAGGGCAGCUGCGGGCGGCACUGACAGGGACCGCAGAACGAAUGUAUGACAACAUGUCCACAAUGGUGUACCUUAAGGAAGAAAAGUUGGAGAAACUGACUCAGGAUGAGAUUAUUUCUAAGACCAAGCAAGUGAUCCAAGGACUGGAGGCAUUGAAAAAUGAGCACAAUUCCAUUCUACAGAGCUUAUUGGAAACACUGAAGUGUUUAAAGAAAGAUGACGAGAGCAACUUGGUGGAAGAGAAAUCCAACAUGAUCCGCAAAUCUUUAGAAAUGUUGGAACUCGGGCUGAGUGAAGCACAGGUAAUGAUGGCUUUGUCAAACCACUUGAAUGCGGUUGAGUCUGAGAAGCAGAAGUUGAGAGCACAAGUCCGGCGCCUUUGCCAGGAAAACCAGUGGCUACGUGAUGAGUUGGCUAACACCCAGCAGAAGUUGCAGAGGAGUGAACAGUCUGUGGCCCAACUUGAGGAGGAGAAAAAACAUUUAGAAUUUAUGAAUCAGCUGAAAAAAUAUGAUGAUGAUAUUUCCCCAUCUGAUGAUAAAGAUAGUGAUUCCUCCAAGGAACCUUUGGAUGAUCUGUUCCCAAAUGAUGACGAUGAUCAAGGCCCAGGCAUACAACAGCAGCACAGUAGUGCAGCAGCUGCUGCCCAGCAAGGUGGUUAUGAAAUUCCUGCACGAUUAAGGACUCUCCAUAAUCUGGUGAUUCAGUAUGCUUCACAGGGAAGGUAUGAAGUUGCUGUACCCCUCUGCAAGCAAGCUCUUGAAGACCUGGAAAAGACCUCUGGACAUGAUCACCCAGAUGUUGCUACAAUGCUGAAUAUACUUGCUUUGGUCUAUAGGGAUCAGAAUAAAUACAAAGAUGCUGCAAACCUAUUAAAUGAUGCCUUGGCUAUCCGUGAAAAGACUUUGGGCAAAGACCACCCAGCGGUUGCAGCCACUCUUAACAACCUUGCAGUUCUUUAUGGGAAACGAGGAAAAUACAGGGAGGCAGAACCGUUGUGUAAAAGGGCUCUUGAGAUCCGGGAAAAGGUGCUCGGGAAAGACCACCCAGAUGUAGCCAAGCAGUUAAACAAUUUGGCCUUGUUGUGCCAAAACCAGGGCAAGUAUGAAGAGGUGGAAUAUUACUAUCAGAGAGCAUUGGAGAUUUAUCAAACCAAACUAGGACCCGAUGAUCCAAAUGUGGCUAAAACAAAGAACAACUUGGCUUCUUGCUAUCUAAAACAAGGCAAGUUUAAGCAAGCUGAGACCCUGUACAAGGAAAUUCUGACCCGGGCACAUGAAAGGGAGUUUGGCUCAGUUGAUGAUGAAAACAAGCCAAUCUGGAUGCAUGCUGAAGAACGAGAAAAAUUCAAAGGAAAGCAAAAGGAUGGCACGUUUGGAGAGUAUGGAGGCUGGUACAAAGCAUGCAAAGUAGAUAGCCCAACAGUGACCACAACCCUGAAAAACCUUGGAGCACUUUAUAAACGUCAAGGCAAGUUUGAAGCUGCAGACACCUUAGAAGAAGCAGCAAUGAGGUCCCGUAAGCAGGCACUAGACAAUGCCCACAAACAGAGGGUGGCAGAAGUAUUAAAUGACCCAGAGAGCAUUGAGAAAAGGAGAAGCCGAGAAAGCCUUGAUGUGGUAAAGUACGAGAGUGGUCCUGACGGAGGGGAGGAAGUGAGUAUGAGCGUAGAAUGGAAUGGGGAUGGCACUGGAUCUCUAAAGCGCAGUGGUUCCUUUAGUAAACUUCGAGCUUCUAUUAGGCGAAGCAGUGAGAAACUGGUUAGAAAGCUGAAAGGAGGAAGCACACGAGAGGGUGAACCAAAAAAUCCUGGCAUGAAGCGUGCCAGUUCUCUGAAUGUUCUUAACACGGGUGGCAAGGUUGCUGAAGAUCACAUUCAAGAACGAAAUAAUUGUCUGACAGAGUCGAGAGGGCUGAGUGCCAGUCACACUGACUUGGCUCAUUAAGGUUCAUGCAGAGACGCUAACUAAGAUUCCCUCGACUGCACUGAGACACCCCAAGCUUUGCUUCCUCCUCAUCCUCUUGUAUAAGAAGCGUCUAUGGAAUUCGAUUGUGGAUUGUUUACUUUUAUAAGAAGAGAAAUCAAAUUAGAGUAAUUUUUUUUUUUUUUAAAGAACAAUUUAUUUAUAGGUGUGUAUGUAUGUAAAUUGCUUUUUGGUAUAUUUGUAGAGCUAUAUCUUGAAUAACUGGGCUACUGUUACAGAAGCUGAAGCAUUCUUUCAAUUUACAAGAACUCAUUUUAGCUAUUUACCAGAAGAAUGUAAAAGGUCACUGUAAAAAUGUGCUUAUAUAUUUGGUAGUAAUCCUAAACAUUUAGCAGUGUAGAAUUCAUUAGUGGGCCCAAUACAAUUCCAUGUGUCCCUUGCACUAGAAUGAAUAGGCAUUGCCUGUGGCUGAGGCUGUUUUGAUCAUCACAGGUUUCUCUGAGAAUCCCAUAGCAAGUAAAAUAUUUGGUUUAUUUAAAUAUUGCUUAAAUGCCAGCAAUAGAGACAUUAUGUUUUGGUUCUAGUGCUCCUUUAAAUCAUUUUCUGCUUUAUGAAUUCUGUCCGAAAAGAGAGCAGUGGCCCCAAUAAUGCAAUAGUAACAGUGUCCUUUAUGAUGGACAACUGCUCUUAAAAGUACUGUGUAUUUUGCUAUAGAGUCUGGGGUCAUAUGGUUAGUGGUGUAUGCAUUUGUGUUUGUACAAAGUACAGGUAUGGGAUCCCUUAUCCAGAAAGCUAUUUAAAAAUCCUUAAAAACUUCCUUCAUUUUGGACUCAUUCCCCUUUCUCUCUGUAUUAUCAAGGCUGUACCUUGUACUAAGCUAGCAGAAAUCUCUGUUGACCACCUAAAAAAUACUAUUGGCAUUUUAAGUGAGUUUGGGAAGAAUGUCCACUUAAGUACCUAGAUAUUGCUGGAAGGCCAGGGUGGUAUAUGGGGAGAUAGGCAGUGGUUCCUGUGAUUGAUCACUCUGAGGGAGUGGAAUAAAAUGGCAUAAUCACAAUUCACGUUUACGCUGAACAUGAGAUUUGUAGGGGUUUGUCCCCUUCCCUUGGAAUGCUAAAUCAUCAGGGAGACAACAUUAGCUCUCUUCCCAGAUAUUCUUGUAUCUAUGUUCUCCUAUAUCUAUGAUCAUGUUACCAACUAAGGGGGGACCUUACCAAAUGUUGGACCUCUAAAAGGAGACCAAAAUCUCCAAUUGGGGGGGUGCCAAUUGUUAGGGCACCGCCAAAGGAUUAUAAUGGCUUCCCUGAUACCCUGGGCCAGUGCUACUUUUAGCAGAAAACUGCACCAUCCUGGGGCACUUGUGAGUGAUCCUCUUCAUUCUUUUCGCAAGAGCUCAUGCACAGCAGGGUUAAAAGCUGGCCUUCAACAAAAAAGGCUGCCCUUUUCACUCUACCGCAAAUGCGUCAGCCACUGGAUUUUGAAGAAAGAAGAAGGUAAAGAGGAUUGCUUAUUCACAGUGCACCGGGAGGAGCAUCUGGUAUCUGUUAAAUGAUUACAAUCCUUGGGGGGGUGCUCCCUUGGAUUGGAGCUUUCAGAUCUCCUUUAACUGGCUUUCUCAAUUUAGAGAAUUUCAAUUUCUCAAUUAACACAGCAAAUCUGUUAUAUAGAACACCCCAGAUUGCAGGCAUUCUGGAUAAAAGCUCCCAUACCUGAAAUAUACAUAGAUCUCAAGAAAAAGUCGUUUGCUGCAGAUUAUAAAUAUUUUACAGUGUACAUAUUAGUGUGUAUUUUACUUGAAGUAAAAUAGGUUUUUCUUUUACUCAGAGAUUUGUGGUAACCAGUAAAAUGCUGGUCAUAUUUGCUUUGGUAUAUUUUGCUUUUCGUCAUGUUACACCUAAAUGAAUUUUUUUAAAGAUUAUGGCAUUUUGAAUAAGAAAAUGCUACAUUACAGAGUUUACGUUUUUCACUGUGGCCCUGGGCAAGCUCCUAACUGCACAGGGCUGUACAUGUUACAAAUCAAUGUUUAGCGAGUAUUCAGUGCUGCUAAUCUU
Xenopus laevis (African clawed frog) is the source of this 4211-nucleotide messenger RNA. RefSeq names its product kinesin light chain 1 L homeolog (gene klc1.L). The transcript has 16 exons. Gene Ontology annotation, cellular component: kinesin complex; cytoplasm; cytoskeleton. Bases 277 to 2181 code for a protein of 634 amino acids. Lineage: Eukaryota; Metazoa; Chordata; Amphibia; Anura; Pipidae. Gene Ontology annotation, molecular function: kinesin binding. The record is from RefSeq and is a predicted model, not a curated record. Gene Ontology annotation, biological process: microtubule-based movement.